CAAACAGUUACUGAACAAAUCAUUAGUGCAGUCGUGUUUAAAUGAUCACUGAUGUUGUUUGUUGUUCAGUGUCACAGCUGAUUCUCCGUCUUCAUAUAAUAUGUCCAGUAAGCAGUGAUUGAUGAAAUGUGUGAACUGCAGGCCACUAUUGAGUUUAUGGUAGAGCUCAGUAAAUUCUACAAUGUUGACUUGUUCCAACGUGGAUUUUACCAAAUAAGAUGCAUCUUGAAAAAUCCACCUCGUGCACCAGCGAAAAUAGAAGUCAGUUUGCCUGCCAGCAAUCCUGCACCCAACAACAGCAGCUUAAUACUUCCAGCAUGUAUCAUUGGUGAUGCAGCAGUGAGCAAGACCUACCAGAUCCAAUACCGUGAAGAAGACCUUUCAAUCAACGAUGCCUUCAUGUACCGUGUUCAUACCCUUGUUGACAGCUCACAGCUUGAAAAAGACAUGGAAAACCUUGACCUUCAGUUAGUAGUUGAACUGUGGUUUGGAGAAGAGGAACAUGGGUCCUGUUUACAAGAUAAAAUGGAGUGUGUUAGCACACGUACAUUGUUCCUCAACUUCAGUCCAACAAAAGGUCUGCACCAUCAUGUUCCUGUCCUGUUUGACUACUUUCAUCUUUCUGUGAUUGAAGUGACCAUUCAUGGAACUCUGAUAGCCAUCCAUCAGCCUUACCUCAACAUGCCCCGUCCACCCAAAACUGCAUGGGCAAACAAAUCUCCAGAUCAGUCCACCCUGGAAGCUGUUUAUUUUGGUCAGGGACCACUUUCAGGGAGUCCAGAGAGAAUUGCUAAAUUCCGGUUAAAUAAUGCCUACAGCACCCACAAGACCAUCUGUAAUAUUCUUCUGUCAGCGUAUGAAAGUCUUCAGACAACCUUUCAGCUGUAUUUACCAAUGCUUUCAGAUGAUCACCAUUUCACUCUUGAAAUAAAAGACUGCCAUACAAGACUAGAAAAAGUGUUGUCAAAUUUAAAGACCUUGUUUGAUGAAGAAGAUGUGAUCCAGACAGUAGUUACAGACAUUACCCAAUUGUGUGCUGAAAAUGUCAUCCUGUGGACCCAAAUUACAGAGCUCAUAAUGCUGGCUCAACCUGUCCAAGAAUAUCUGGCUCAAGAGCAUCACACUGCUAGGGUUAAAAGAUUUGCUGAAGCAUUUUUCACCUUUGAGUAUCCCAAGAUAACCUGUCUUUCAUGUUAUGAGCCAAGUAUACAUGGUCAUGCAGACCUUGCAAACCUUGUGAAGACAUCUUCAUAUUUCCAGAGUAUUCCAACCCUUCCUGUUGGCUGUCCAGACUUGGAUGGUGAUGCUACCACUUUGCCAAUUAUCUUUGAAGAUAUCUAUCAUGACAACUGGCAACAUUCAUAUGAACUUGCUAAAAAGAAUAACGCAGAACAGCAGAAGUCUGACAAAGAAAAGCUUUCCAAACAAGACUCUGUUCGCUCUGAUGGUGACCGGUCCUUACCAAAAGUUCAAUCAAGAUCUCGUAAGGCAUUUAUUAAGAACAUCAAACCAGAGGCAUUCCGGAGACCAUCAUCGUAUUCUUGCAGUGAAGUUGAGGGUUCUGUGAAAAAAGAUGCAAAGGGCACUGUGGCUACACCGCACAAAGAUACAAAAGGUGUUGUGUUGGUUGGCUAUCGGAAAAAGACUGACCCCGAUGAAAUACCUGCCACUGGUGUUGAACUGGGUACAUUCAGUCCUGCUCAAGGUGCCUCCCAAAGUGAUCUGAGCUAUGCUCAGUAUUCUCUUAACUCAGUGUCGAUGCCUUCUCUUUUUGUCAAGUCAUGUUGGAGUCGUGCUAGUGUCAGUUCUUUGCCAGACCUAAAUGAUCUGGCUGUUAACAGGUCAGACCUGUCCCAUUUGAAAACACAUGAUGAUGAUUUGGAGGGUGACACUCUUGCACACACUGCACGGAAUCGAUUUAAGGCACACAGAUCUCAUACUGAUCCUAUUCCAGAUAUUUCUUCAGGUCACACAAUCAAAGGUUCUAGUAGGUCACCUGAUAGUAAUGUGGCAGAAAGUUUAAUAGAGUCUAAAGUAAGUUUGGAAUCUGAAAACCCUUCAGAUUCUACAUGUAAAACAUUAGAAUUUGAAAAAGAACACUUUGAUACAUUGGCCAACUCUAUUAGUGAUGCUUUGGGAGAAACUGAAGUGAACUAUGUCAUAAAUCCUGAAGUUGACGAUGACGUUAGUGAUGAUGAAACACAUAUUGCUAAUGGUUAUGAUGAAUUUUUGGAGUCACACUGUAGAAUGGAAUCAAAUUCCAUGACAACAUCAAAUGUGAACCCAUCUCAGCAAGUAUCACAGCAAGACGUAGUGAUUAGUUUCUCAAGUAGUGGAGAGAGGUCACCAGAAAGCACCAUCCUACGUGGUAAUGGUGAAGGCAAGAGGCACAGUAUUCCUGAAAACACAGAUAGUAAGCUUACAAUACUAGAGCUAUUAAAAGAAGAAUAUGCAAAAAGUCAUCCUGACGAUAAAAUAAAAUUAUCCGAAGAAAAUCUUCACAUGGUUGAUUUACCCAGUCGUGGAACUUUUGGUUGUCACAGGGCCUCCAGUGAUACAGACCUCAUUAAAAAUAUGGAAGAAGAAGAGAGGCGUGAGUGUAAUAAACAUUGCUCGAUGGCUCUGAGAAAUGCUGAUGGUUUGCAGAAGUCAAGAGCCAGAUUGUUAUCAUCAUCAUCCUCCUAUCCUGAGCUUUCACAGAGGUAUGCAGAUUCGACAACACCAAAGCUAGUCUCUGUGAUUGGGCAUAAUACGGUCAAUUUUGUUACUCUGAGAGAAAGUAUGAAGCUUCAGAUGAAAUAUCAAGGUCAUUUGUACAGUGAAUCAUCUACACUUGCCUCAACUAUUCCCUAUUUGCAUAUGGCCGAAGUCACUGAUGAAGCAGACGAGGGAAUCCAUCUUAUUGUGUGUGUCCAUGGUUUAGAUGGUAACAGCGCAGAUCUACGUCUCAUUAGAACAUACAUUGAAAUGGCUCUUCCUGGGUACAAAUUGGAGUUUCUUAUGUCAGAAAGAAACCAGCAAGAUACAUUUGCUGAAUUUGAAAUAAUGACCAAUCGCUUGGUUGAUGAGAUUCAGUCUUUCAUUGACAUAUAUGGUUUGAAGCUGGCACGGAUAAGCUUUGUGGGCCAUUCACUUGGUAAUAUUAUCAUUCGAUCUGCAUUGUCAAGACCUCAGUUAGCCCAUCUUCUGCCAAAGAUGUAUACAUUUCUGUCCUUGUCAGGGCCACAUCUUGGAACUCUGUACAACAACAGUGGUCUGGUUAAUAUGGGUAUGUGGUUCAUGCAGAAGUGGAAGAAGUCUGGGUCCUUGCUUCAACUGUCUUUGAAGGACCACCCUGAUCCUAGACAAUCAUUUCUUUACAGACUCAGCAAAAAGAAAGUUUUUGAACAUUUCAAACAUGUUUUGUUUGUGGGUUCUAACCAAGAUCGCUAUGUGCCAUACCACUCAUCUCGGGUAGAGUAUUGCAAGCAAGCACAGAGAGACACCAGCAGUAUGGGAUUGGUGUACAAAGAGAUGGUUGAGAAUAUCUUGCGGCCCAUCAUACAAACUCCAACUUGCAAGUUGAUUCGAUAUGAUGUGUUCCAUGCAUUGCCAAGCACUGCCAAUACAAUGAUUGGUCGAGCAGCACAUAUUGCUGUCCUUGAUUCAGAGAUUUUCAUUGAAAAAUUCUUCACAGUUGCCGUUCUUAAAUAUUUAAAGUAAAAUGUGCAAAAUAGGAGGUUUCUCCAAACAGCAAACAUGUGUUAUUAUUUGUAUUGUGACAUAAAAUAACUCCAUUUCUGUUUGUUAUAUUUGGUUUUUGCAAAUAUGUUUUAGAGCAUGCAUUGCAAUUGCAACAGAUGUUACAGUACUGUUGCUUGGGUUUGUUUCAUGUAUUUGUAAGAUAGGUAGUGUUUAUUAAUUAAUCAUUCAUUUGCCUUUACCUUCAUUACAAUUUAACAUCAUCCCAUUGGUUCAGCCGUAGCAAUGUGAGUUUAUUCAUGUCUUGAUGAACACAAACAUAAUGUUGUCAGGGAAUGUCAACUAAUAACAUCAUUUUAUAUUCGUAUUUUGUCUCACUGAGUGUUAUUGUUUAGAACCAAAAACAUGAAUUUUUAGUGUUAUUAUUUGUAGGUAUGUUUCAAAUUUAAUUAUAAGUAUUGUCUGUUAUUUCUUUUAUGUUCAUCUGGGUAUGAACAAAAAAAAUCAUCCACAAACAUGUGUAAAUGGCUUUGCCGAUACACACAGUUUGCGGAUGAUUUGUUUUGUUCAUACCCUGAUGAAUGUAAAACAAAUAACAAACAAUCCUUAAGAAGCUUUUUAUUUAAGUAAUUUACCAAGUCCAUUCCUGCCCUUUUCUGCUAAUUCUUCUGUUUCUACAUCAACUGGAAUCUGAGACUGGGCUUCAUCGGAUAAUACUUUCAGAACUGGCCUCAAAAACACCCUAAUUAUCUCACAUAUAUUUAACUUUUGGACACCUGGACUUGCCUGCCCAAAUUUGAGUUAUUUAAAUAUUUAAUUAAAUAUAUACAUGUAUAUAGAUGUUCUGUUGUGGACAGAACUCUUUGGUGGAGUCUUGAGGUUGUGACCACAGCAGGCAUGCUUGAACAUGUUUGUUUUUUAUGUAUAUAGAAGCAUGCCACACAAUAACCCAUACCCAUUCCUGCCAUCUGUUAUGUAAUCUGUGAUGGGUUUCAUCCUGUGUUCUGUCUUUUCUCUUCUUUUUUUAAAAAUUAAAUUGUCUAUUUUCUGUUUUAAAUGCAUAAUUCAUAUAAAACUGAAGUACAUCUGUUGAAAAAAGUGUACAAAUGGUGGACAUUUUCUAAUAACUAGUGGCCAUUAGAAUAAAAUGUCCAAAUAUUUUAGCUCAAAUGUAUGUGACAAAUCUUUAAAAAAAAAUAAAAAAAUAUGCAAUUGAUGUUGCAAACUGUCAUGUCAUGCCAAAACAGCAUUUAUUUUUAUUGAAUUAUAAUUGAGUCAUUUGUUGUUUGACUAACAUAGAUCCAUUUAUACAUUUUGGGCACAACAAACGGAAGUCAUGUGCAGUUUUCAUUCCUGUCCAUCUUGCAGAAGUCUUUUGAUUUUGUACAUAUAUAUAUCACACCAUUGUCUGCUUGAUUCCUUACCCAGGACAUUGAUUCACACCAAAUAGCCAGUUUCAAAUUCAAAUUGUGUUGUAUCUCAGGGAUUGGAGGUACUUGAAAUUUAGCAGAAAACUGUCUUGUUUUGUUUUAUGAUAUCCGACCGUAUUAUUUGUUAUUAAAACACACAAUGAAAGGAACAUAAUAAUUUUGAGAUAUGAGUCCUAGUGUGUAAAGAGGUUUAUGAUAGUAUUUCAGGCAACUGAAAUAUUGUCAUACAAUGAUUAAAAUAUAAUAAACAGAUGUCCACUAACAGAAACAUGUUUUGCAUUUGAUUAAAUAUAUCAAAUACACUGUACUCUGCAUACUGAUAGUAUUAACAAUAAACAAGUGCCCAAAUGUAUGGCAGGUAAAAAUUAUGUAUAUUUUUUUUGAAUGACAUAAUGGCACAUUUGUAUCCCUUUUUUUUUUUCUUUUUUUUUUUUUGCAGUCAUUUGCACAUAUAUUUCUGCAUAGCUAAUGUUUUGGGACUUAACUGAACUGGUGUAUCAAAAAUGUUUUAUUCUUGUUAAAUCUCAUCCUGGUACAAUGAAGCCCCACUAUUGCGACCAUUGGCGGGACUUAAUAGUGGGGUGGUCGUAAUACCAAAUUACCAACAUUCAAAAUCAUGAAUGUUUGGUAAAUACUAAUUGUGAAUUUUAUGUCCCAUGUUCUUUUUCCAGUUGUGAACAAUUUGUUUAAACUGAGAAAAGUAAUAGGCGACGACAGUGUAUUGGACAUUGAACCGCAACAAUAAUCAAGUGUCAAGCCUGCUUCAGUUAUUUAUGAGCUUGGGCCCAUUCUUUUCCUUAAUUAUUACACAAUAGAGCUUUCUGACAAAUGGCACCCUACCGAUGUUUUAGGACAUCCACUGCCCCAAAGGUAAUGGUAAAUCUGUGACUUUUGACUUACAUGACUGAUUGCAGCUAAUCGUUGCAUUUGUUGACAUUUUUUGUGUGCAAGUUAUAUAUUUCAGAAAUUAACCAUGACUUUCUCAUUUGUGGAUCAAUUGUUUGCUUUGUCGUUCCAACUAAAUAAAUAUCGGACUAUUUUAAUUACUUGUUUGAGCAACACAUAUAUGUCGUGUAAUUAACUUCAACACCAUGGCGUGGACAACUAGGCAAAAUUUUACCACGUUAUUUAUUGUUUGUCACUUAUAUGAGAUGCCAGGUAAAUGCUGGGGUUGCAUUUGUGGGGUCCAAAUGCACUGAAAAUUACCAUUGGGUCUGACUUUACUGGUCGUAAUCCGUAAUAGCGGUGUGUCUUAAUACUGGGGUAGUUUUACUGUAAAAUAAUAAGGAAAUAUUCCAGCCUUUGAAAUACUGGCCUUUAUGUCAGGGUGGUCUUAGAACUGGUGUGGUUGUUAGGUGGGGUUUAUGGUCUUUAAAAUACUGGUCUUUAUGUCGGGGUGGUUUUAGAACUGGUGUGGUUGUUAGGUGGGGUUUCACUGUAAUUAGACAUUUCAGAAAGAAAAAAACUUAUUUUAGAACAUUUGUGAUUUAUUUAUAUUAAUAGUUGAUGUUUAAUUUGGUUUUCAUGUAGCAUAUUAUGCCCAACAUUUAAAAUGUAACAAUGGUUUCAUAUUAAUGGAUGUUGACUUGAUAGAAAUAUGUUAAAUCUGUUUUGGUACUAACAGUCUGAAUCUGACAUGUGAAAUAUUUUCAAUGUGAGUGCUAUUCCAGUGAGAGUAUAUUCUUCAUAUUGUAAUUUCAUAAUUAUAUUUUAUGACAAGUACCUGUAAUUAUUAUUAUUCAGAACCAGUAUUAUUAUUACUAGAUAAAAGCUUCAUUUUUUUCAUUUUUACAAUUACACAAUUUACUUGCCUUUUGAAUCAAAUACAUCCAAAAGCUAUUUCAAACACUGCUACAUAACUGAUGUUUUCUGUUUUAAUAAAUGUGCAUCUCACUAGCAAAUAAACAUUUAUAUAACAUUUUAACUGAGUGGAAUAUAAUAGACAACUUAUUUUAUACGCAUAAUAAAAUUUGCAAAGGGGUUCUAAUAAAUUCCAUGUGUCGGAUAUAAAUUCCACAUUUUUACUAACUGUAAAUUGCAAGCUGAAAUCUAACAUAUUUAUGACUUUAUUUUGAACCAUGUGAAUAGUGAAUACAAAUUCAUUGGUGCCACUACUAUUUCUGUUUAACCAGUUCUAAGAUUAAAUGGCCUUAUAUACUAGUAUUAGAGAAUAUGUUUGUCUUGUUCAGAUGGCUUAUUUCCAUUGAAGUUCAUACUGUGAUCUUUUUAUAUGUUAUACAAUAUAAUAUUAUAAUAUAUUAACACAUUCUUAUGAUAUGUUGUUGUAGUGGUGUGUGUUAAAACUAUCUAAGUUUGAAGUUACUUAUACUGAUGGAAAGAAAUAAGGGAACACAUCAAAUUGUAGAACAAUUUAAUUCUCAAUUAGCGUAGUAAUGUCUAUAUUUCAUACCAAGUUGUAAUGUGGGAUUGAAUGUCUGUAGUGUUGAUUGUGCUGCCUGUAUGUUCCCAGUCAACUUCUGACAAUAUCAAUUGAUUUUCGAUGCAGUCAUUAGUUCUUGUUGCUAUUUGUGUGAUCCUUUAUUUAUUUCCAUCAGUAUAUUAAAUAAAUACAUGAUAAUACUCUGUUUUAUAUAUAUGUGCUUUACACGUUACUGGUAAGCAUUCAUUAUGUAUGCAGUAAAUGUUUUGACUUGGGUUUGUGUGGGGGUGGGUGGGAGGGGAAUGGGUUCUACUGCAUUGAAAAACCUGACAUCAGUCUUUGUGUGAAGCUUGUACAGCAAUAUCAUACUCUAAGUUUGGCUUCAUGUGCAAAUGUUAUGGUCACAGUGAUUGAUUUGACUGUUUCCAUAAAUAACAUGAUUAUCAUUUUGUACUAAGAACUACUCUUCAAACAAAAAAUAAUCUUAUGCUUACUGGUAUGUGUUUGGGGUUUUUAUUUAUGUCAUUCAUUACCAAAUGUGUUCCACUUAAAAUGAAUUAUUCUUGUACAUGUAUGUAUUUGUAUAUUUUUGUUAUUUACUUUAAUUUCAUAUUCCUUUUCUCCAUCUGUGAAAACUAGAAAUAACUUACUAUAUCAAAACAACUUGGUGCUGUCUGUUCUUUGCCCUCCCCCCCCCCCCCCCCCCCACACACACACACACACACAAUACUGGUCAAUUUUACAAUAGCUAUUAAAACAUUUCUGUAGUGGUUAUUUUUAACAUGAAAUACUGGGUAGUGUUCACAAAGUUGAGCUUAUUCUGACAACGGGAAAUACAUACUGCAUUAUAACUGAAUAAUAAUUAGUUUUAAAAUAUUUUCUUAGCAUAUGUUAGAACUCAACUAUAAUUUUACUUUUUAAUGUAAGAUUUAAUUUAAUGCUGUAUUUUAAUAGGGUUGUAGUUAAGAAAAAUAUUUUUAUAAACAUUUUAAUGUGGUUUUAAUUUGAAUUUUUAAAAAUUUACAUUAUGCUGUAAGGAAUCUUUGUGAAUGCAACUAAAAAGUGAAAGGUUUUUUUGAUUAAAUGUUACCCAUUCAUCUUUCUCUCUGGUACUCAUGAUUUAUCUUAAACUACCAUAACAUAAUUAAUUUCACUUUUGAGAUGAUUCACUAAAGAGUACUGUAUAUAUCAUUUGUUCAAACAUUCCAUCAUAUGUCUUAAUUUGUACAUUUUUGGGCUUAUUGUCUCUAGUGUCUCAGUGAAUUUUAGUUUUAGAAAUUAAUCCUGACUGCCACUACAAUUCCAACAUAGAAACUCGGUGUCAGUGUUGCAGAAUAAUAUUUCAAAUUAGAUGUCUUUAUAAUCAUGUUUAUUAUUGUUAUGGUUGUUGUUAUGUUUGAUUAUUAUAAAGACUGUGUGAAGUGAGUCGAGGUAAAUAACAGGUUGGUGGUUUAGCUACCUAGAGAAUUAAAGUAUUUUCUGACAGUUAUCCUAGUUUAGAGUUGGAUCUUGAGUUAAAGCAUUGUCUGAUUGGAAAUGUACUACAUGGUUUUUCACAAGCUAGGGUGUUGUGACAACUGUUAUUUGUAUAUUAUCAAAUGAGUCUGAUUACCAGGUAAUUAAUAGUUAUUUAACCAGUUAACUGAGCUUAAGCCAAGGUAUUGUCUAAAACAGGUAAUAUUUCUUUUAAUGUUCUGUAUGUAACAGCAGCAGUAUACCGUAAAGUUGGUAAUGCCAAGCAACCCUAUGUUGAUGACAAACAGUUAAAUAUGGAAAUAUUCUUUAUAUAUAUGUGUACAGUUACUUAAAACAUUUGAAAUCCCCAGUGACAAAUGAUUUGAAGUCGAGACAAAUCAGUUAUAUAUAUCUUAUUUGGAUUCCAUCAGAGAAGAAAUGUAAUAAAAUAACUAGAAUAUCUCUUGGUUGUCGUGAGUUGUUAGUCAUCCAUAGUUCCUAAUCUUUAUGACCUUAAUGGUGCUUGUUGUCAUCGUAUAUCUCAAGUGGCUAUAAUGUACACUCAGUUAUCAAGGGCUGUAUUUAUUUUGUACAUUUAAAACCAGUCAUGAGGAAAGCACACCUUCCCUAUAAGUGAACUACCUGCAUAGUUUUGUCAAUCAGCUCAGUAUUUUUACUUUGAGAAUAACCACAAAUAUUUUACUGUGCUUCCAAAUGAUACUUCACUUUUGUUAGUAUGGCAUGAAGAGGCCUAUGUUGUAUGAUAAACUGUUCCAACAAUUUGUUAUGAGAUGAUCUGUAAUUUGUUUACUACUUUAGAUAAAUGCAUUAAAGUAUUAAAUGUUUUUGUGAUCUAACUAUCGAGGGUUCAGAAUUUUCACUUCAUUUUUUCUUUCUUUUGGUGGUGUUUCUAAUUUAAUACCUAUAAUAGUAAUUAAAAUCAUAGGUGUUUUUGAAGUUUUAUGAAAGUAUUAAAUUAAUAUAGUUUACCAUACUUAAGAAAACUAAAAUGUUUUUAUUGGUUUAUAUAUUUUUAAAUAAUUAAUGUUCAUUGGAGAUCACCUCAAAAUAUCUACCUCCUUAUUUAUGUUCAUGUUAAUGCAGUAUUGUUAUGCUACUAUUUUGAUAGUAUAUUUAAAUUUCCUUGAUUUUAUUUAGUAUUAUAGUAACCUGGAACUGUACCUGUGUUGUUAUUUAUUUUCUAUUUUCCUUUGAAUCCUCUGCUGUUGGCAUUAAUAAAACAUUUGACAAAA
Molecule: messenger RNA, 10199 nt
Organism: Gigantopelta aegis
Lineage: Eukaryota; Metazoa; Mollusca; Gastropoda; Neomphalida; Peltospiridae
Product: protein FAM135A-like
Exons: 21
Coding region: 127-3702 (1191 amino acids)
Source: RefSeq, a predicted model, not a curated record